UAUAAGUAGGUUCUUUCUUUCUAUGGUCAUCCUCAAUGUAAAGAGAGUCAGCCAGUCUCUCUCUUAUCUCAACGCUUGUACGUCUCUGAGAUGCAGAUACCAGUCCCGAUUAGAGCUCCGACAUGGAUUUCCACGCGAAGACUCUUCGAGGAGAAGCUAUUAGAUCUUCACAAAUGCACCAACCUAAAUCACGUGAAACAAGUUCUAGCCAUCGCAUACAAAUCCAAUCUUCACAGAGACCUUUUCGUCACUCGGAAGCUCAUCGCUGCCUUCGCAAUUUGUCGCCAAAUGGUGUUGGCGGUUAACGUCUUCCGUCAAAUUCAAGACCCCAAUGUGCAUCUAUACAAUACUUUGAUCAGAGCUCACACUCAGAACUCCCAGCCUUAUCAGGCCUUUGCAUCUUUCCUCGAUAUGCUGCACUGUGGCGUGUUCCCUGAUAAUUUCACUUACCCUUUUUUGCUGAAGGCGUUUUCCGGGCAAGCUUCGUUGCGGUUGGUUCAAAUGAUUCAUACACAUAUUGAGAAAUUUGGUUUCUCUUCAGAUAUAUUUGUGCCCAAUUCGUUGAUUGAUAGCUACUCGAAGUGUGGUUCUGUAGGCUUACAAGCGGCAAGGAAGUUGUUUGGGGUGAUGGUGGAACGAGACGUUGUUUCUUGGAAUUCAAUGAUCAGUGGGUUGGUGAAGGCGGGUGAGGUGAGGGAAGCUCGUCGCCUGUUUGAUGAAAUGCCUGACAGAGAUACCGUGAGUUGGAAUACAAUAUUGGAUGGUUAUUCGAAGGCAGGACAUAUGGACGUUGCAUUUGAAUUAUUCCAAAAGAUGCCGGAGAGGAAUGUUGUGUCUUGGUCUACAAUGGUUUCCGGUUAUUGUAAAGCUGGGGAGAUGGAGAUGGCAAGGAUGUUGUUUGAUAAGAUGCCGGCCAAGAAUCUGGUUACUUGGACUAUAAUAAUUUCCGGGUAUGCUGAAAAGGGACUUGCAACAGAUGCUAUUAGCUUGUUUGACAAAAUGGAGGAGGCAGGAUUGAAGCCUGAUGAUGGCACUAUUAUAAGUAUUUUAGCUGCUUGUGCAGAGUCAGGCUUGCUUGCAUUGGGGGAGAGAGUUCAUGCCUCAAUAGACAGGGCUAGGUAUAAAUGUAGUCCUCACAUAUCCAAUGCGUUGAUUGAUAUGUAUGCAAAAUGUGGCAGCUUGAACCAGGCAUUGAGUAUCUUUAAUGGGAUGAAAAAAAGAGAUUUGGUGUCUUGGAAUGCCAUAAUUCAGGGUCUGGCUAUGCAUGGGCAUGGGGAGAAAGCACUUCAGCUUUUCUCUGGAAUGAAGAAAGAGGGAUUUGUGCCUGAUAAAGUUACAUUAGUUGGUGUUUUAUGUGCUUGUACACAUGGAGGUUUUGUUGAUGAGGGAAUCCAUUACUUCUAUACGAUGGAAAGGGAUUAUGGAAUAGUUCCUGAAAUUGAACACUAUGGUUGCAUGAUUGAUCUUUUAGGCCGUGGAGGGCAUCUUGAGGAAGCUUUUAGGCUUGUACACAGCAUGCCAAUGGAACCAAAUGUCAUUAUAUGGGGUACCCUUUUAGGGGCAUGCCGAGUGCAUAAUGCUGUGGAUUAUGCUAAGGAGGCGCUUGAUCACCUGGUUGAACUGGAACCAACAGAUGCAGGAAACGUUUCCAUGUUGUCCAAUAUAUAUGCUGCAGCAGGAGACUGGGACAGUUUUGCGAGUUUAAGGCUUCAGAUGAAGAACAUGGGCACUCAGAAGCCAUCAGGGGCUAGUUCAAUUGAAUUAGAUAACGAGGUUUAUGAAUUCACUGUCCUAGAUAGAUCACACCCAAAAUCAAAUAGCAUGUAUCAGAUGAUUAGUGGACUACGCCUGCAUCUUAAGCAAGUUGGCCACGUCCGAGAGGCAUACUAA
This is a messenger RNA of Diospyros lotus (date-plum), 1890 nucleotides long. Its product is annotated as pentatricopeptide repeat-containing protein At3g29230. Gene Ontology annotation, biological process: RNA modification. NCBI's taxonomy places the organism in Eukaryota, Viridiplantae, Streptophyta, Magnoliopsida, Ericales, Ebenaceae. The coding region runs from base 91 to 1890 and encodes 599 amino acids. The record is from RefSeq and is a predicted model, not a curated record. The transcript has a single exon. Gene Ontology annotation, molecular function: protein binding; RNA binding.